Molecule: messenger RNA, 1675 nt
Organism: Quercus robur (English oak)
Lineage: Eukaryota; Viridiplantae; Streptophyta; Magnoliopsida; Fagales; Fagaceae
Source: RefSeq, a predicted model, not a curated record
AACAAUUGAAAAUAAAAUUUUGACGAUCUUCUGACCUACAACCACUUUUAAGGUUUAAGUAUUAAUAGAUCUUUUUAUCAUUCCCUUUGACUUAUUUAAGUACCAAUCUUUUAUAUUGCAAGAAACAUAAGCAAAGAACACAGAAGCAACAAAAUAAAGCAAUCUGUUGCGCUUUUACCGGGCAAAAUGCCAUUUCCCUGAUAUCACAUACAUGUACACCGUGAAGGUGUAACGUGCGCACACGUAGAGUUACAAUUACUGUAUAAAAGGAGGAGAUCGAUAGGAGAGGGUCACUCGUGCUAAAACCAUCAACACCUUCGUGUGCCUUUGAACAGGAGAGUCAUGGAGAUGAUUAACAGGUGUGGCUUAUUGAUCAUAUCCUGUUACUCUCAUGUCUGGCGCUACAGCCUAUGGUAACUAUGGUUCCUAUAAAGAAACCAAGAUCUGCUACAGCCGAAAGAGCAAGUGCUUUCUCAAAAAGAUAACUUGCCCUGCCGAAUGCCCAACAUCAAAACCAAAAGACCCGAAAGCUAAAGUUUGCUAUGUCAACUGUGAUUCACCUAUAUGCAAAGCAGCAUGCAAACAUCGCAAACCAAACUGCAAUGCCCCCGGGGCAGGAUGCUAUGAUCCACGCUUCAUUGGUGGAGAUGGCAUCGUUUUCUAUUUCCAUGGCAAGAGUAACGGGAAUUUCAGCUUAGUGUCUGAUCUCAACCUCCAAAUCAAUGCCCGCUUCACUGGUCUCCGUCCAGCAGGCAGAACCAGGGACUAUACUUGGAUUCAAGCCCUUGGUGUCCUCUUUGACACCAAAACUUUCUCACUCGAGGCUAUCACAGCAGCAACAUGGGAUGACGAAGUUGACCAUUUGAAAUUCUCUUACAAUGGGAGGGAAUUAGUCAUACCAGAAGGCCAUCUCUCAUAAGAAAAGCCCCGAAAACGACCUUAAGUGGAGAGAACAUCAAACAAGAGUAGUGUUGUAGUCACUCUCCCAGAAGUCGCUGAGAUAUCGGUCAAUAUGGUGCCUGUGACAAAGGAAGAUGAUAGAAUUCACAACUAUCAGAUACCUUCAGAUGACUGUUUUGCUCAUUUGAGAUUCUAUGGCCUAUCCUCAAAAGUUGAAGGAGUUCUAGGCAGGAUUUACCAGCCAGAUUUCAAGAAUCCAGCUAAGCCUGGAGUGGCAAUGCCAGUAGUGAGAGGUGAAGACAAGUACAGAACUACAUUACUUGUCUCUGCAGAUUGCAGUUCUUGUGUUUUCUCUCCAGCUGGAGUUGUGGACCAAAAGGACUCAUUGGUGAUGGAGUAUGGCAUGCUAGACUGCGCCGGUGGAGCCACAGGUGGGAAUGGAAUAGUUUGCAGGAAAUAAUUAAGUACGAAACUUGAUGCAUCUUCAAAUAAUAAAUGAAGGCUCUGUUUCUUCCAUUGUAAGUGGGACAUAGGUAGAAAAAGUGAGGUGGAUAUUGUUCUCUUAGUAGUGAAUUAAAAUUCACUACUCUCUCUCUUAUAUAUAUAUUUCUUUCUUGUUUGCUUGAUUGUUUUUCUUUAACCUAUUAUUCCGGAUUUAAGUUCAUGCAGCAUGUGACCCUUUUCUUUCAAUUGCAUCCUUCUAUGUAAAAGUGCUACAAAUUUAGUGUAUUCUUCCAAUUGCUUCCUUCCAUGUAAAAGCUUAUAAAAUAUAGAA